AUGAGAAAAGUAAAUCCAAAUGCAACAAAAGGAAAAUUGUUGGAACAACGCGCAAAUAGUCUUCAAAUUGAUUUGACAACCGUGAACGAACACCCAACCCAAAUUUAUAAAACAGAAAACGUCCCGAAAAGUGUCUUUGAAAGAUGUUUUCAACUUGUUAAAGAUAACAUGAAAGACUUUGAUGAACAUUCUUCGCUUGGGUGGAACGAUGCAAACAAAAUUUGUGAGAUGAAAACAAGUGGCGGGUUUUACAUUGUGAUGGAAGAGGGGUUUGCGUCAAUUCGGUUUGAGGCAGAGGCAAAUCACAUCAACUGUUAUUUGUGGGAAAUACAAAUUGACAAAAAGUAUGUCCACCAAGGUUUUGGUACGCUUUUGAUGGAUUUUGUGUUUUAUGUCUGUCGCGAGGCGCAUUGCAAGAAGAUCUCUCUUCUAGUUCUUCGUUCGAAUACUUUCGCCAAACAGUUCUACGACAAACUUGGGUUUAAAGAAAAUGCCCGUCUCGCGCAAAGUGAUGAUGUGUGGAUUAUGGAAAAGAAACUAUAA
Molecule: messenger RNA, 543 nt
Organism: Entamoeba invadens IP1
Lineage: Eukaryota; Evosea; Mastigamoebida; Endamoebidae
Exons: 2
Coding region: 1-543 (180 amino acids)
Cellular component (GO): nucleus
Molecular function (GO): protein N-terminal-serine acetyltransferase activity; histone H2A acetyltransferase activity; histone H4 acetyltransferase activity
Source: RefSeq, a predicted model, not a curated record